Molecule: messenger RNA, 4469 nt
Organism: Neoarius graeffei (lesser salmon catfish)
Lineage: Eukaryota; Metazoa; Chordata; Actinopteri; Siluriformes; Ariidae
Gene: leng8
Product: leukocyte receptor cluster (LRC) member 8
Exons: 15
Coding region: 222-2714 (830 amino acids)
Cellular component (GO): nucleus
Source: RefSeq, a predicted model, not a curated record
GGUGUUGACUUCCUUUCUUGUCGUUGUGUUCUAAUAUGGCUUAAAACCUGUUGUAUUUUGUCUAUUUACAUAGUUUUAUUAUUGUCUCUGACAUAUUUUUCCAGGUAAAUUGACAAAAUCUAAGGUAUUUGUAAAUAUAAUAAUAAAGCUAAUAGUUGGCUGGCCUUUUUUUGAACAGCUUCUUUAGCCAGCCUGCUAACAGCGAAUUUGCCAGCAACAAAAUGGCGACUAAUGCGACACCGCAGCCUCCGACGGCCAACUGGCCAUAUGGAGGCAGCACUGCAACAGAAGCGCCAGUUCAUGAAAACCCUGAGUGGGAGAAAGCGAGACAGGCUCUAGCCUCCAUCAGCAAGAGCCAGGGCUCUACUAAGACAUCUGCAAAUAACCACACCAACACACAGGCUGGACAGUAUCAAGCAGCAGUGACUGACACAUCUGCAAUGCAGCAGCAGCAGCAACAACCAUACUAUCAGUGGUACCCACAGAACCAACAAUAUGCAGGAUACCCUUACCCAUACAACUACUACUACCCAGUGCCUCCGUAUGGAGGACCAUAUCCCUCUAGUCAGUAUGGCGUUCCAGGAGCCUACCAGCAACCGACAACUCCCACUGCACAGCACAAUGGCAUGGCUGGAUUGAAGGAGCAGUCUUCUGGUUACCCAUGUGAAGCACAGGCUCUGCCGCCUGAUGUCCCCCAGCCUCCCCCACAAAGUCCCACAGGCGCAGAGCAGCAGCCGCCUCCUCCUCCUCCCCCUCCCAUACCACCCCCACCCAACUCUCAGUACCCUCCUUCCCCAACUACUUACAACCCUAAUGGAGCGCUGCCUUAUAGCCCUACUGACUCAAGUCCUGUGAGGACUUACGGUUAUGGGCAGACUAGAACAGGUUACCAGAGCUUCCAGGCUCCAAGCUACCAAACAUCCCAGCAGCAGGGGACAGCACCAGGCCCAUACAGUCUGGGGGAUACCAGCAAGAAAGGCAAUAAUGCAAAUGUGAACAAAGGUGGGCAGCAGAUGUGGAACCGCAUGAAACAGGCUCCUGGAGCUGGAGGUGUGAAGUUUAACAUCCAGAAACGCCCGUAUGUAAUGUCCAAUCAGAGUUUUGGAGCUGUGGAGCAGGCAAAUGGAUUGUCUGCUUCCAACACAACCACUUCAACAUCUACUGUUUCUUCAGCAGCAACAGCUACCACUGCAGCAGGUUCUCAAACUGGGCCUCAGGACUGGCCCCAGGCCAUGAAGGAAUACGUGCAACGUUGCUUCACAGCUUGUGAGACAGAAGAAGACAAAGACAGGACAGAAAAGGUGCUAAAGGAAAUUCUACAGAGCAGACUGCAGGAUGGCUCAGCCUUCAAAAUCGACUGGACUAGAGAACCUCUGCCAGAGGUGAAACCUCGGCAGUCCCGCUGGGAAGCGGCACCUCCGCGCUCUCAAGAAAACACUAUUGGCCGAGGGGGAGCCACUCGAGGUCGAGGUGGGGCUCGGUUGGGCAACUAUAGAAAUGUUUUCUCUCAAAGGAGUCCCUCCUCCAGCUCAUCACGUUCCUCUUCACGUUCACCGUCUCCUCAUAACCGUUACAGAGACAAAAGCAGACAUCGCCGCAGUGACUCUGGCUCCCAGUCUGACAGCAGCAUGUCCGGUGACUUCCGACCGCUCUCCCGACGGCAGCGGGCUGGAAGAGGUCGUGGGGAAGAGAGGGAAAAAGGGAGAGGAGUAGAAAGAGGCAGGGGAAGAGGAGGAAAGGCGAAUCGAGGGCGAAGGAAUGACGAUCUGGUUGGUGUCUUCGGUAAAAAGCGGAAGGGUGGAACAGCAGGCCUGGACUUCCAUGACCCAAACCACGAGGCCAAGAAGCAGAGCCGAGCAGCACGAUUCCACACCAAGCGCACUGAGCCACUGGUACUGAACAUCAAUGCCAUUGAGCUCCCAAAUGCCUCUCAGGAGGGCCUGAGCUGGGACGAUUGCCCCAUUGUGGGUACCUGCCAGGACAUCACCAAAAACUAUCUGCGUCUGACCUGUGCCCCUGAUCCUGUCACCGUGCGACCUGUGCCUGUGUUGCGCAAGUCCUUGACUGCAGUAAAGGCUCACUGGAAGGCCAAUCAGGAUUACCCAUAUGCCUGUGAACAGAUGAAGUCAAUACGACAAGACCUCACUGUUCAAGGGGUACGAACAGACUUCACAGUGGAGGUCUAUGAAACCCAUGCACGUAUCGCCCUGGAGAAGGGUGAUCAUGAGGAGUUCAACCAGUGCCAGACACAGCUGAAGGAACUCUACAAGAAGUGUCCGUCAAGCAACGUCGGCGAAUUCACGGCCUACAGACUUCUCUACUAUAUAUUCACUAAGAACUCUGGAGACUUAACUACCGAGUUGGUCUAUCUGACCCCCGAGCUCCGUCAGGAUGAAUGCGUGUCUCACGCUCUUGCGCUCCGUGCUGCCUGGGCCCUUGGAAACUACCAUCGUUUUUUCCUGUUGUACAAGAGAGCACCGCGUAUGGCAGCGUACCUCAUUGAUAAGUUUGUGGAGCGUGAGAGGAAGUUAGCACUGAGGGCUAUUCUCAAAACGUUCAGGCCCUCUGUGCCGGUGGAGUAUGUAGAGUCCAGUCUGGCCUUCCCUUGUUUAGAUACAUGUUUGAACUUCCUGACGGGACUCGGAGUUACAUUUGUUCAGUCAGAUCCUAGCAAGAUAGAUUGCAAAGCCAGCUCAGCUUGUCUCGCCACUUAGUAAAGUCCAAGGGAGGGGUGGGAUUAUUUAAAGACGAUAGGAGUGACGAGGGACCAGAUAUCUGCAUAACACAGCCAGCUUAUCUCAGCUUAGAGAGAUGACAAUAUACAACAUUGAUUACACUUAUUACUCUUAUAGAGUGACAUACGUACAGAAAUGGACUGUAAAGACGUGCAUUUAAUGACUUAGUGACUAACUGAUCUGCCUGUACUUGAAACCUCAGAGUAUUAACACUGAGAGAGAAGCUGCAUAUACGACACACAUCGACACAGUAAUCAGAGAUAGAUCAAGUGCACUAAAACAUCAGCUCUGUAGUUCAUCUUCCACUGUCUGGCAGAGAGGUAUAGAUAGUUUGAGAAGUUUCUGGGGUCCCCCAUUUCCCAGAGCUCGCAGAUCGUUUUGAAGCUAAUGGUGUUCUGUGUUCUCAUGUUUUUCUUCCCUCAAGCCAACAGCCUCAAUGCUCAUAAGAAGAGAAUGUCCUGAAAACCAAAGCUGUGAAGACAAAAGGCUGAUUUAUGAAACGACUUCAUCUCGGGACAAAGACGGCUGCCGCACGUUCUCUGAUCCAGACUGUUUCCCGAAUUUGUCAUUUUCAGUGGACUUUGCCUUGCACUGAUGACGGGUGCCGGUCCGGUGAGAAGAUGGUUUGUAUGGGCCCCCUGUGUGGUGCCGAUUAUGAGAGCAGCAGAAUUGCUCCAUUAGCAACAGGGCGGCAAUAUCCUGAGUCUUUCAUCCCAGGUACGGACUUGCAAAAAUGGCUCAUUCGGCUUGUCAAGAUACAAGUCUGUGCAGUCCUUCUCCAUCGUCUCCUAACCUGUCCAUCGAGUUCACCGGUUUGUGUCAGCAUCUGGAGAGCAUAGCUCACUGAAACGGCCGCAGCAAGGCAAAGACUCGGUUAAAGGAGAUGCAGAUCUGCAACAGAAUCUAGGACCACGGUAAUUCUGCAGAAGUUCACAGCCGGAGUCUGUGUAGGGCCCAAAUCAACAGCAGGUGUUCCACGAAGAGCAAGACCACCCGUCGGAGAGAAUCCAGAGCGCGUCACACGACCAUGGCAGCACAAGGAAAGUGCAGCCGUGAUCAGUUCAGCCGGAUGACCUCCUAUUCGGAGCUUUCUUCUCCUGUCUGUGUAGGAGCUGAAAGCAUAUGGGUUUGUAUCUGUCCCGAGUGCGUGAUUGUGUGGUAAGAAGGAGGGACUUGAAUGAGAAAUGUCGAUCCAGCAGCAGAUACCAUGAUCUGUUUCAGAUGCCAUAAAGUGAAACAUGCUGUCAUGAGUACGCUCCGAUCCACCUGACGAAUUUAGCAAGAGUAAAUGUUCAAGGUUUCUAUGCAGGAUUUGGGAUGAUCGUAAGCUAAAUGAAAAAAUGUCGCCGUUUUGAAAGGAAUCUUGACGCAGGGUUGCGUUGUACACAAUCGCCUAUUUAGAAUAUCGAUCAGGGGGGUUGACGGUGUCGCCUGCCUGUGGGUUUUCUCUUUUUGUAGCCCAAAACUCUUGGCCCAGCUUGCUGUGUUGGAGCAUAGAGCAGACCUUGGUGUGUUUUAGUGGUGUUACCGAGCAGAGAUGUUCUUCAUUGGUGUAUCUUUCAGUUAUCUUCAGGUGAAGCACUCGCACGUGUGGAAGUGUAAAUAUUGUACAGAGCGCCUUUUAUUUGAACUUUUUGCCCUGGGAUUAAAUAGGUGAAAUUUCCUGUUUUACAAUGGUAAGUGUUAUUCAGACAGAAUAUUUAAAAGGAAGCUCCUCCCCCCUCCCCCUUUAAA